Molecule: messenger RNA, 1257 nt
Organism: Armigeres subalbatus
Lineage: Eukaryota; Metazoa; Arthropoda; Insecta; Diptera; Culicidae
Exons: 1
Coding region: 1-1257 (418 amino acids)
Biological process (GO): DNA integration
Molecular function (GO): nucleic acid binding
Source: RefSeq, a predicted model, not a curated record
AUGGUGGAUGGCAUUAUUUGCGUUGGCGGCCGGUUACGAAACGCUAGAAUCCCUACAAGUCGGAAGCAUCCGUACAUUUUGGACCACCGCCAUCCAUUCACUAUGCUGGUCAUGACUGAGUAUCAUCAGAAGCUGUUUCAUGCUGGGCAGCAACUAUUAGUUUCUUCUGUACGAGGCAGAUACUGGCCGACGAAUGUUCGUAACCUAGCUCGGAAGGUUAUCCACAACUGCGUUCGCUGUUUCCGUGUCAAGCCGAAAGUUCACGAGCAGUUGAUGGCAGAUCUUCCUGCGGAGAGAGUUACGCCAUGCAGUCCCUUCCAACGCGUCGGCAUAGAUCUAUGUGGUCCGUUCCUAGUCACGUACCCCCAGCGGAAAGCUCGUCCGGUGAAGUGUUUCGUCGUCGUCUUUGUUUGCCUAGUCACCAAGGCAGCCCAUUUAGAAUUAGUAGCUGAUCAAUCGUCCCAAGCUUUUUUGGCAUCCCUCCGACGAUUCACAUCUCGACGGGGAAAACCGGGGAUCAUCAUGUGCGACAACGGCAGAAACUUCGUCGGAGCAAACCGGGAAUUAGCUGAAUUGCGGAAGCUUUUCAUCGAUCAACACUUCCAAGACACUGUGAUUGGAGAAGCAACGAACGAAAGUAUAGAAUUCCGUUUCAUACCGUUUCAUCGAUCCCCAAAUUUCGGAGGAUUGUGGGAAAGUGCAGUAAAGUCGUUCAAAACGUUGCUGAAGAGAACGAUAGGAAGUAGAAGCCUGGUGUAUGACGAGUUCCAGACACUACUCACGCAAAUCGAGGCAGUUUUGAACUCUCGUCCGCUUACACCAGUCAGCAAUGAUCCCAGCGAUUAUGAAGCGUUAACGCCAGGACAUUUCCUUGUCCAACGUCCACUCACAGCAAUUCCGGAGCCAAAUCUGGAUGAUCUUCCGGAGAAUCGAUUGGCGGCAUGGCAAACUGUGCAGCAUUUCGUUCAAUACUUGUGGAGGAAAUGGUCAACGCAAUACUUAUCCAACCUUCAAAACCGUACAAAGUGGACCAAGAAGCGGAACAACGUGAGAGUCGGGACAAUGGUGGUGCUGAAGGAUGAAAAUCAACCACCACUAAAUUGGCUUUUGGGUCGGAUCACAGAAGUUCAUACCGGAGCAGACGGAAACAUUCGGGUAGUGACAGUUAGAACGAAGGAUGGCAGCUACAAACGUGCAAUUUCAAAGAUCUGCAUCCUUCCAAUCCGUGACAAUGUCGAAUCAUCAGAGGAGAACUAG